AUGAAGCUCACUGAGGUGCUCCUCCUGCUCUGUGCAGCGACCCAUUUCUGCAGCAGCUCUGCAGCACAUUCUUUUGUGUCUAACCAGGUGGACUGCAGCAUUUAUAAGAAGUACCCGGUGGUGGCCAUUCCUUGCCCUAUCACAUACCUGCCGGUUUGUGGUUCUGACUACAUCACCUACGGGAAUGAAUGUCACCUGUGUACUGAGACCUUGAAGAGCAAUGGAAGAGUUCAAUUUCUUCAUGAAGGAACAUGUUAAUUUCUCAAGAGGUGCUGGUAGAUAGCAAAAACAUAUUUGUCACUUACUCCAUUAUCCAUGGGCUCCGAAUGACUUCUCUUCAUCUUCAAUACGAUCUGAGUGGGAAUGAAGCCAUGUUCACAGUCAACUUUUCUGAGUGGAGGAGGCAGUUGUGCUCUCCCUACAAAUUCAGAUUGAUUUUUGUUAAACACUUCAAUAAACUUAUCUCCCUCAAAA
Ochotona princeps (American pika) is the source of this 474-nucleotide messenger RNA. It is a transcript of the gene SPINK7, whose product is annotated as serine peptidase inhibitor Kazal type 7. Bases 1 to 258 code for a protein of 85 amino acids. Gene Ontology annotation, molecular function: protein binding. The record is from RefSeq and is a predicted model, not a curated record. NCBI's taxonomy places the organism in Eukaryota, Metazoa, Chordata, Mammalia, Lagomorpha, Ochotonidae. The transcript is spliced from 3 exons.